Contarinia nasturtii (swede midge) is the source of this 1145-nucleotide messenger RNA. Its product is annotated as protein arginine N-methyltransferase 5-like. NCBI's taxonomy places the organism in Eukaryota, Metazoa, Arthropoda, Insecta, Diptera, Cecidomyiidae. The coding region runs from base 1 to 1008 and encodes 335 amino acids. The transcript has 4 exons. Gene Ontology annotation, biological process: regulation of DNA-templated transcription. Gene Ontology annotation, cellular component: cytosol; nucleus. The record is from RefSeq and is a predicted model, not a curated record.
AUGCUAAUUAUUGAAUUGAAAUUUGUUCGUAGCUAUGAUGACCUAUUAGAGAUUCCAUUGCAACCAUUAUACGAUAAUUUGAGAGAACAAAGAGCUAUCGAACUGGCAUUCAUGGAUAAAAUCUCGGACGAAGAAGCAGACAUAAAAACGGCAAUUGUGAUGGUGGUUGGUGCUGGUCGUGGACCACUGGUUCGUUCUGCAUUCAAUGCAUCAGCCAAUGUGAAUCGAAAGAUCAAAAUGUAUGUCAUUGAAAAGAAUCCAAAUGCAAUUGUUACACUGACCGCGCUACAAGAGGAAUUAUGGAAAAACAAAGACAUGACCAUCAUUUCGACUGAUAUGAGAUAUUUUGAGCCAUCAGAGAAGGUUGAUAUUCUGGUAUCGGAAUUGCUCGGAUCGUUCGGUGAUAAUGAACUGUCGCCAGAAUGUUUGGAUGGAGCUCAGAAGCAUUUAAAAGAAGAUGGCAUAAGCAUUCCAUGUCAAUCAACUUCAUACAUAAAUCCAGUGAUGGCACCGAAAUUGUGUAGCAUAAUACGCGAAGUUCGUGGUCAUAUGCGUCGCGGCAAACCGAAUACAUAUGAAAAACAAGCAGAAAGUCCGUACGUUGUAUAUUUGAAAAAUGUGUAUCACAUCACCAAACCGCAGCCAGUGUUUACAUUUGUUCAUCCGAACAACGAUGAGGUGAUUGAUAAUUCACGUUUCAUUAAAAUGGAAUUUGAUGUUGCACACGAUUGUGUGUUGACCGGUUUUGCUGGAUACUUUGAAACCAUUUUAUACAAAGACAUCAAAUUGAGUAUUCACCCUGAAGAGCAUACACGAGGGCUCAUAUCAUGGUUUUCAUUGUACUUCCCGUUGACCGAACCACAACAAUUGCGUGCCGGCGAUAGGAUCAAACUUAACUUCUGGCGAUGCAUAUCAAAUCGCAAAGUAUGGUAUGAAUGGAGCACAACCUCGCCCACAGUCACUCACGUGCACAAUCUGAAAGGUUGGGCCUUUCCCAUAUAUAAAUGAUGAUGAUAAUGUUAACUAUUUACUGUUACCUCUUGUCAUAAAAAUUAUUAUCGAUUUAUUGAUAAUAAUCAUCGUUCAUCUUGUCAAUGUUUAAAAAGAAAAAAAAAAGAAGCGAAUGUUAUGAAACUAAAAUAAAC